This is a messenger RNA of Drosophila kikkawai, 1259 nucleotides long. RefSeq names its product RAS oncogene family member Rab21 (gene Rab21). Gene Ontology annotation, molecular function: GTPase activity; GTP binding. NCBI's taxonomy places the organism in Eukaryota, Metazoa, Arthropoda, Insecta, Diptera, Drosophilidae. The record is from RefSeq and is a predicted model, not a curated record. Gene Ontology annotation, biological process: vesicle-mediated transport; Rab protein signal transduction.
GUGUGAAAACAAACAAAUUCAAAUCCCAUAUCAGUGUGCCCGCGCACUGCUCUUGCCUUGCCAUUUUACCCAUUGCCAGCUGCAGCCACACUGUCGGAACCCGAGAUUUGCAUUUUCCUCUUGUUUUCCUUUUUCGUUUUUCCGUGUCCCCGCUAAGAACCAAAUGCCCAUCCGUACAGGACCACAAAUAAUCGGCAACAACCCACAAUGAGCGCUCGCAGGUCCAGGAGCGGACCAACGCUCAACUUCAAGGCGGUGCUGCUGGGCGAAGGCUGCGUGGGCAAGACGUCACUGGUGCUGCGCUACAUGGAGGACAAGUUCAAUGCCCAACACUUGAGCACGCUGCAGGCCUCGUUUGUCACCCGCAAGGUCACCCUAGAGGAUGGACGGCGGGCGCAGCUAAAUAUCUGGGAUACAGCUGGCCAAGAGCGCUUCCAUGCCCUGGGACCCAUCUAUUAUCGCGGCAGUGAUGGCGCUUUGCUUGUCUACGACAUCACCGAUCAGGAUUCCUUUCAAAAGGUCAAAUCGUGGGUACGAGAAUUACGCCAGAUGCGCGGCACCGAAAUUGGCCUGGUCAUUGUGGGCAACAAGACUGAUUUGGAGGAGCAACGGGCCGUGGAGUAUUCAGAGGCAUUGCAAUAUGCUCGCACCGUGGGUGCCCAAUAUGUAGAGACGUCGGCCAAGGAGAACGAGGGUGUCACGGAGCUCUUUGAGCUACUCACACGCCUUAUGCUCGAGCAGCGUAGCCAGCGGGAACCAGAUGCGAGUCCGUUGCGUUUGCAAAAUGCCAACAACGGUGAUGCGGAUGCGGUGAGCGUCUCUGAUGAAUCAGAGACGACGACGCCAGGUGGUCAGGGGGAUACCGUCGGCCAGCGAUCCUGCUGCGGCAUCUAGCCGCCGCCGUCCCAUUGUGAUAUAAAAUAGUAAUCAUAAAAAACAAGAAAACAACAACAAUGUACUAGUAGACCUGUAGCCGAUGUUCUACCAUCCUGUGUAUAUAUAUUAUCUACUUAUAGCGCGUGUGUUUCUGUUAUCAACCUAAACGUAUCCUUAACCCCUUGUAUUGUAUGUGAUCCUCAUUGUUUGUAACAAAAAUUGCUCAGAUAUUGUUUAUCGUUUUGUUUUCUCGGCACCCCCCCAAAAUUUAUGUACGUUUUGUAGUUUGUAUGCGAAAUUUCGAGUUUGCCAUUUCGGACAUUCGAUUUAUUCUUCAGCUCUUUGUGUGCGCCAAGCAAUAAAUUAUCAUGUACUAGCACUUA